Oryzias melastigma (Indian medaka) is the source of this 2480-nucleotide messenger RNA. RefSeq names its product phosphatase, orphan 2 (gene phospho2). Lineage: Eukaryota; Metazoa; Chordata; Actinopteri; Beloniformes; Adrianichthyidae. Gene Ontology annotation, molecular function: phosphatase activity. The transcript has 5 exons. Bases 458 to 1195 code for a protein of 245 amino acids. The record is from RefSeq and is a predicted model, not a curated record.
CAACUAACGUGUUUACAGUCGUUAUGGCUAAAAAAAAUAAUACUCGCUUAAAACAUUAUUUUAUAAAUAUCUGUCAUAAAUAGAGUUCUUUCUUGUAGUACUCAUAGUGACCAGCAGAGGGAUUACAGCACACUAAUAAUGCCGAGCCCAAGAAGAAGACGACGAAGAAGAAGCGGACAGUGACGGUUGGAAUCUGCGAGCGUCAGACGCUUCUGUCAGCAAAAACGCGCACAAAAACAGACCUUCAGACUGAGAAGGAGCUGGUCUGUCAUGAUAAAUGAAGACUGAUGACGCACGUGUCCAUCAGAAAGAGAUAAACCGCAUCCAUCACACCAGCAGAUGAACCCACCCAUCACGCCCUUAGCCCAACGCCGACCUUUCAGAUGGCUUCAUAGAAGGACUGUUUCCUGGACGGAUUUGGGGUUUGAUCCAUGAAGCUCUUAACUAAAAGCGGAGAAUGAAGUUUUUGAUGGUGUUUGAUUUCGACCACACCGUGGUCGAUGAAAACAGCGACUUGUGGGUGGUCAGAUGUCUUCCUAGCGGACGUCUUCCGUCCUCGAUUGAGGGUUCCUACCGGGGGGGUCUGUGGUUGGAGUACAUGUGCCGGGUGAUGAAGUACAUCGGAGACCAGGGCGUCGGCCCCGACGACGUCCGCGGCGUGAUGGAGAGCAUCCCGUUCACCGACGGCAUGCCGGACCUGCUGACGUUCAUUUUGGAGAAUAAAAGCGCCGUGGACUGCAUCGUCAUCUCCGACUCCAACUCCUUGUUCAUCAACUGGGUCCUGCAGGCGGCGGGGCUUCACGCCGCCGUCGAUAAAGUCUUCACCAACCCGGCGGAGUUUGACGGCGCCGGCCGCAUGGUGGUGCGCCCCCAUCACGCCCACGACUGCAGCAAGUGCCCCCCCAACAUCUGCAAGAGGACAGUGUUGGAGCGGUACCUGGCGGAGCGGGCCGAGGACGGGGCGCGGUACGAGCGCGUCUUCUACGUGGGGGACGGCGGCAACGACCUCUGCCCCGCCUUCUGCUUGAGGGCGCAGGACGCCGUGAUGCCGCGGAGGAACUUCACGCUGCUGAAGCUGCUGGCCCGGCUGGAGGCUCAGCCGGGAGCCGGCCCAGUGAAGGCCGACGUGCUGCCCUGGAGCAGCGGCGCUGACAUCCUGCAGGAGCUCAGAGCGAGCAUGGUGCCCAAGAAGUAACAGACAAAGACGUCAUCCGUCCAGAAUUAUGUUCUACUAUUUUAAGCAGAUUUUCAAUCAUAUUUAUUAUGUUUUUGCCAAAUUCUAAAAGGGAAUUUGCAGAACAGCUGAAGACUGUGAGGUUUUACAGUUUCUGAUUGAACCUCGUCCACAAAAUGAGUUUGAAAAGGUGCUUAGCUGGCGUUUGUGAUGCUGACUGAUCUUCCAGAGGAGAAUGGCGCCUAAACAACCUGAUGUUUGUCUCAAAAAAGUGUGUUUCUUUGAAAAAAGUUGAUUUUUUUUCUGUCUUUCUGCAGCUUCCAAAAAAAACCACCUUAAAUUUAGUUUUAUUAAAAAAAUACUUAAAUACGGAAGCCGAAAACGGCCUGCCUUACUUUUUUUUUUUGGGUCGUUUUCUCGUGAUAACGAGAUAAUAUGUCAUAAUAAUAAUAAUUUUUUAAAUAAUUUUUUUUUAUUUUUUUGUCAUAUAUAUGAGAUAAUUAAUAAUGAAGAAGGCAGAGUCCCACACUCCCUUUCCCGCACGGAGAAGCAAAAACUUUAGCUUUAAGUGUAUUUAUUUUGUGGUUAACAAGAAAAACAGCAGGAGGACUCUCCAGAAAAGUUGUUUUUAGUCUAUUUUCUUUUAUUAUUUUAUUAGUGGGUCUACACUCCUCAAACGCCUUCAGUCAGUCUUAUCCACCAGCCCUCAUCCCUUAUUUCCCACAGAUCACAGCGCAGACAAGAAUUUCCGCAUGAUGUGUUCACUGAACUCCGGACAUUAGCAGACCAAAAGAGCCACUCAGCCCAACUCAAUCCGCUACUAUGGUUUUGUCAUUUUUAUGUAACCUCUGGGAAACAAAGCAGUUUUUCAGAAAAAAAAUUGACACCAUUUAAUUAAUUGAUUAUAUAUGGAUCAUUGCUGAUAACCAACGUUCUCUCUGAUAGACUGCUUUGUUUUGCUGCUGAUGUGCGGAUCUCAGUGAACUCACCAUGCAGACACGCUCUGCAGCUCUGUCUAUCGAUGUUUGUUCAGAGUUUUGGGGGAAAUUAAGGGAGUGGCUGGUGCAUGAGACUAAAUUAAGACGUUUAAAGAGCAUAGAUCCACUAAUAAAUAAAAAAUAGACUAAAAACAACUUUUGUGGAGUGUUUUCAAUCAGGUGAAGUCUCUGUGUCUCUGAGAGAUGGAGGGAGACGCUUCAUUCUCCGUUCUUGAUUAUCUCGUUAUAACGAGAAAACAAACUUUGUUUUCUCGUGAUAACGACAUAUUAUUUCGUUAUCACGAGAAAACGAUCAAAAAAAAAAAAAA